UUGUAUUACAUAUUAAGUAAUAAAAAUGGGAAAAGUAUCUCUAUUGUUUUGCUUUUGCAUUUUGGUAGCCUUUAGGUAUGCCAAUGGUGCUCAGGAAUUAAAGCCUGAAUUUUAUGAACUUAAGAAGGGAAAUGUUUCCAUGAAGUUUACCAAUUGGGGUGCAACUAUUGUCUCUCUUGUUGUUCCUGAUAAAUCUGGCAAGCCAAUUGAUGUUGUUCUUGGUUAUGAUACAAUCAAGGAGUACCAAACGGACUCGACAUACUUUGGAGCAGUAGUGGGACGAGUUGCAAACAGAAUCGGAGGAGGUCAAUUUAAGUUAAAUGGAAAAGUAUAUAAAUUACCAACCAACGAUGGCAAAAAUACUCUUCACGGUGGCCCUAAGGGAUAUGCUGAUGUUCUUUGGAAAGUCACCAAAUACAAAAACUCUGGAAAUGCUCCUUACAUUGUCUUUACCCAUCGCAGCUCCGAUGGCGAAGAAGGAUUCCCCGGCGCACUUCGUGUAGUUGUCACAUACACACUUGUCGCAGACGGUCAAUUGAGCGUUUUCAUGAAAGCAAAAGGUCUAGAUGAAAAAAUAUCCCCAGUGAGUCUAGCACAACACACUUACUGGAACUUAGCCGGUCACAACGCCGGAAGCGUUUUAGACACGCAGGUUCGUAUUUUCGGACAAUUCUACACCGCAGUCGAUGAAAGCCUAGUCCCAACCGGCCAGCUUCUAUACGCAAGGGGAACCGCAUACGACUUCACCGAGCCCGAACUUAAACCGGUCGGAAAAAGAAUUGCCCUACUUCCUAAAGGUUAUGACAUUAACUAUGUUCUUGAUGAUUUUGAAGUUGGAAAAAUGAGACUUGUAGCAAUAGUGGAGGAUAGUAGGUCAGGAGUGAGAAUGGAAUUGACUUCUGAUGCCCCUGGAUUGCAAUUCUACACUGGAAACUUGAUCAAUAAUGUGAAGGGUAAAGGUGGAAUUGUGUAUCAAGCUCAUGCAGGUUUGUGCAUGGAGACUCAAUGGUACCCUGAUUUUGUGAACCAUCCUACCUUCCCACAAUCACUUGUUCAGAAAGGAAAGAUUUACAAGCAUCACAUGCUCUUCAACUUUACAUCUAUUUAAGAUUCUCAUAUUUAUAAUAUAUAAUAUAAUAAUACAUUCUCUCAAUAUAUAUGUAAGUAGUAUAUAUAGAGUUCCUUUUGAUUGUCGAAUUUUAGUGAUGUUGUAUCCUUUGAAAAUAAUAAAUGAUUUUAUGUAUUAAGGAAUAA
This is a messenger RNA of Mercurialis annua (annual mercury), 1254 nucleotides long. RefSeq lists its product as uncharacterized. Bases 26 to 1108 code for a protein of 360 amino acids. Gene Ontology annotation, biological process: beta-D-galactose catabolic process via UDP-galactose, Leloir pathway; glucose metabolic process. Gene Ontology annotation, molecular function: carbohydrate binding; aldose 1-epimerase activity. NCBI's taxonomy places the organism in Eukaryota, Viridiplantae, Streptophyta, Magnoliopsida, Malpighiales, Euphorbiaceae. The transcript has 4 exons. The record is from RefSeq and is a predicted model, not a curated record.